This is a messenger RNA of Nannizzia gypsea CBS 118893, 246 nucleotides long. RefSeq lists its product as hypothetical. NCBI's taxonomy places the organism in Eukaryota, Fungi, Ascomycota, Eurotiomycetes, Onygenales, Arthrodermataceae. The record is from RefSeq and is a predicted model, not a curated record. The transcript is spliced from 2 exons. The coding region runs from base 1 to 246 and encodes 81 amino acids.
AUGGACGCGAGCCAAGGGCUUGCGAGCAGUUUGGGUAGGGCCGAAUGGCAACAGGCAGAUACAACCCAUGAGGAACUGAAUCAGGACCAUGGCUACGUUAUAUCUCAAGAGAAGGCUGCCAAGGCAAACUCUCAGAAAGAGAUAACAUGGAUAUUGCGCUCAUGGGUAUGGAUUGAUGUGAAAAGAACCAGUGCCACCACGUUAAUCGGUGUCACAUUCAGGGGUAUCACCGACGGAGGUGUGUAA